Fundulus heteroclitus (mummichog) is the source of this 2908-nucleotide messenger RNA. Its product is annotated as G-protein coupled receptor 37-like 1. Gene Ontology annotation, cellular component: plasma membrane; signaling receptor complex. Gene Ontology annotation, biological process: adenylate cyclase-inhibiting G protein-coupled receptor signaling pathway; positive regulation of MAPK cascade. Lineage: Eukaryota; Metazoa; Chordata; Actinopteri; Cyprinodontiformes; Fundulidae. The coding region runs from base 102 to 1721 and encodes 539 amino acids. Gene Ontology annotation, molecular function: G protein-coupled peptide receptor activity. The transcript has 2 exons. The record is from RefSeq and is a predicted model, not a curated record.
UGAAACUCCUCCAUCAGGACCACAGGAGGCUGGACCAGGCUGCUCCAUGGACCCGCCUGCCUCCUCUUAGAGUCUCAGCAGAUGUCUGGAGGAGAGGAGCCAUGAAGCCUCUCUGCUGUGUGUUUCUGCUCCUCCUGCGGAGCGCCGAGCUCCGCCACGUCCUCACGGCUCCGGACUUCCAGGCGGAGGAUGCUGCAGGUUUGGCCGCGGGGACAGGCGCGUCUCUCCCGGCGGAGAGGAGCGGACAGAACCGGACCGAAACUUUCAGCCUGAAGCGAGUCACCCGAGGAGCCAAAGAUGGGAGUUUCAGGAGAAGAGACCCUCUUUCCCACAACAGUCCUCCCCGCCGACACGACGACCCGAGCGGCUUCUUCACCACGCCGCGGAGCCACCGCCACACCUCCGCCCCGCGGACCAGCGCCUCCGCGGGGUUCCUGAACCCGCUGCUGCCGGUCACGGACGCCUCCUACUGGGCGUACGCGGUGCUGCUUCUCGCGCUCGUGCUGUUCGCGGCGGGUCUCGUGGGGAACCUCGCGCUCAUGUGCAUCGUGUGGCACAGCUUCUACCUGAAGAGCGCGUGGAACUGCAUCCUCGCGGGACUGGCCUUCUGGGACUUCCUCGUGAUCUUCUUCUGCCUGCCCGUGGUCAUCUUCCACGAGCUCACCCUCAAGAGGUUGCUAGGAGACCUGUCCUGUCGGCUCGUGCCCUACCUGGAGGUGACCUCUCUGGGCGUGGCCACCUUCAGCCUCUGCGCUCUGAGCAUCGACCGUUUCCACGCCGCCACCUCGCCCGGCCCCCACCAGGCUCCCAGGGUGGAGCCGUGCCGCUCCAUCCUGUCCAAGGUCGCUGUGAUCUGGCUGGGCUCCAUGGUCCUGGGCGCCCCUGAGCUGCUGCUCUGGCAGCUCGUCCAGGAGACCGUCAGCCUGUCCGCGCUGACCUCUGACCCCCAGCAGCUCCAGCCCGCCUCCCUCACGGCUUCGCUGAGAGGCCGGACGGACAGGUUUAAGGUGGACGUCUGUGUGCGGGAGCCGGCGGCGGCGCUGCCAGAGGGCGUCUACGCUCUGGUCCUGACCUACCAUGAGGCCCGCAUGUGGUGGAUCUUCGGCUGCUACCUCUGCCUGCCGCUGCUCUUCACGCUGGCCUGCGACCUGGUGACGCGGCAGGUGUUGGCUCAGCGCGAGCAGCACAAACCAACCGGUGAGAAGGUGGCCAGCAGAUGCUCCUCCUCCUCCUCUUCGUCGUCCUCCUCCUCCUCGGGGAAGAAGAAGCAGCACGUGAGGGAGCAGAGGCUGCGGACGGCCGUGAUGGCGCUCACCGGCCUCUACGUCACCUGUAACCUGCCUCAGACCGUGUGUCACAUCGCCCUGGCGUACGUGUCGGCGCCGGUUCUGGUUCUGCCGGCGCUGGCUCUGGUGGAACAGUUCCUGCUCUUCAUCCGCUGCUCGGCGACGCCGGUUCUGCUGCUGUGCCUCUGCCGCUCUCUGGGCCAGGCCUUCAUGGACUGCUGCUGCUGCUGCUGCGAAGAGUGCCUCCCUGACACCAGCUCCUCUUCCUCGGCCUCAACCGCCCCCACCUCCACCCUCCCCUCGCCCUCCUCACCCUCACCUUCCUCCCUCUGCCCCUCUGGCAAGGAGGAGGCGAUGAAGAGCGUGUUGCCUCCAGAACCGGCGGCCUGCGAGGCCGUGAGAGACGCUGCCGCCGCCAUCGGGACGCCCUGCUGAGCUCAGAACUCAGAACCGUUGUUUUCCACAUCGGGGUUGUCUGGGGUAGUUUAGAGUAAUCAGCGUCUUUUACGCAGUCUGAAGAAUUCAUUCAGUGCCGUUCAGCAAAGAUAAAAGUGAGCAAAGAUAGAGCUGAAACAUUUAACUAAGUCUAAAUGAACAACAAACGAAGCCGGAAAUAUUUGAUUAAACCUAAAAGUUUAGAGUUGAAGCUGUUUCUACAUGCAGCCUAUGCAACAUUUUCCUCAUUCACCAAACGGAGAUUGCUCUGCUAAGUAACUGCUGCAGGGAAGAUUGCUUGAAGCUGCUCCACACAACCCUAUUUUGGAGGAAAAAAAUGAACUUCUUUGGUCUUAUUUUGGUAUUUCUGACAUUUUGGUUAAAAUCUCUAUUGGUCCUGAACCUUUGAGCCCAGGAACUUUCAACAUUUAUUUUAGAAUCCUGUAAUUAUGCCAGAUUUAAAACAGUCGGAUGGUUUUUCUGUGUUUUCUUGCCUCGUUGCUCAAUGUUAGCAGAAAACAUGAGCUGCAGAGAAGUUUAACACGGGAAGCCUCCAGAACCUUUGGUGCUGUCUGAAAAUGUUAGAUUAUACGUCGUGUAAUAUUUCAUAAUAAUACGACUGAGCCUUGCAGAAAUCAAUGGUUUUCUGGCAGUUAAAGCCAGAACCUCAGAGAUAAAUUUUAAAAACUUUAAUUAUUGUUUUUCAGUUUUUUUCCUUCUUCUUCUUUGAUCUGGAUGAAUUAAAAGUUAUAGAAACAUUUUGUUUGUUUAUUCUGACCCUUUAAAGACAGAAAAUAUGGACUAAAUGAAGCCAAGAAGUGAUUUAUUUUGUAUUUUGUAUAAUAAUCUUUUCAAGAGAUUCUAGAGCAGACAGUCAUUUUACUUUUGAUAGAAAAUUACAUAUUUUAGAUGAAUUUCGUUUUUUAAGAUUGUAGAUAAGUAUAAUUGUUUGUUGUUUUUUGUGUUCCUACUGUUUUCUAAUGUUUGUUCAGGAUGUUCUCGGUACUGUAUGAAAACUAACUGAAGUUCAGUAUUAUCGGACUGGAGCUAAACUGAGUUAUUCUGAAUUAUGGCUCAUUUUGUUUAUUUUACAGCCUCGUUUUGCUGGUUCUUUUUUUACAUUUUGUUUCUAUCGUUUCAAUAAAAAUGUGAUUGAGUCUUUUCUGCACAAUCACAGAUUCAUGGAA